GUCCUGAAGAGUUUGCAAUCAAAAAGGCUACCUUGGGUAAAGAGAGUGAUGCUUCACAUAGCUGGGGCGGCGAAUACUGUCCUCAAAUCGGGGAGUCUGGUGUUUUAGGUCACCGCGAAUGAAAUUAAGGAUCAGCUUCAAACGAAGAUGUAUGGCUUUGUGAAUCACGCACUUGAACUCCUCGUGUUAAGAAAUUAUGGACCUGAGGUGUGGGAAGACAUCAAGAGGGAAGCCCAGCUGGAUGUGGAAGGUCAGUUUCUGGUCCGAAUCAUUUAUGAAGAUGCUAAAACUUACGAUCUGGUCGCUGCAGCAAGUAAAGUGCUCAAAAUUAAUGCUGGUGACAUUCUACAGAUGUUUGGGAAAAUGUUUUUUGAGUUUUGCCAAGAGUCUGGCUAUGACACAAUCCUGCGUGUUUUGGGAUCAAACGUCCGUGAAUUUUUACAGAACUUAGAUGCUCUUCAUGACCAUCUGGCCACAAUAUACCCAGGGAUGCGAGCUCCAUCCUUCAGAUGCACGGAUGCAGAAAAAGGGAACAACCUUAUUUUGCACUAUUAUUCUGAGAGAGAUGGACUGCAGGACAUUGUCAUUGGCAUUAUCAAAACAGUUGCCCAACAAAUCCAUGGCACGGAAAUUGAAAUGAAGGUUAUAGAGCAGAGAAGUGAAGAAUGUGACCAUAUCAAAUUUUUAAUUGAAGAGAAAGACUCCGAAGAAGAGGCAUUUUAUGAGGACCUCGAUGGGUUUGAGGAGAACAGCAUGCAGGAAACAAGGAUUAGCCCUCACACCUUCUGUAAGGCUUUUCCUUUCCACAUCAUGUUUGAUCGAGAUUUGACCCUCUCCCAGUGUGGUAAUGCCAUCUAUCGAGUGCUUCCUCAGCUACAGCCUGGAAACUGCAACCUGCAGUCUGUUUUCUCGCUGGUUCGUCCACACAUCGACUUCAGUUUCCAUGGGAUUCUCUCUCACAUCAACACUGUGUUUGUUCUGAGAAGCAAGGAAGGCCUGCUCAAUGUAGAAAAGCCUGAAUGUGAAGACGAAUUGACUGGCACAGAAAUUAGCUGCUUGCGUCUCAAGGGACAGAUGAUCUACUUGCCAGAAGCUGACAGCAUUCUCUUCCUGUGCUCCCCAAGUGUGAUGAACCUUGAUGACCUCACCAGACGUGGACUAUACCUAAGUGACAUCCCAUUACACGAUGCCACUCGUGACCUCGUCUUGUUAGGGGAGCAGUUCAGAGAAGAAUACAAACUCACACAGGAGCUGGAAAUCCUAACUGACAGACUACAGCACACGCUUAGGGCUUUAGAGGAUGAAAAGAAGAAGACAGACAGGUUGUUGUAUUCCGUUCUUCCACCCUCUGUAGCUAAUGAACUGAGACACAAACGACCCGUGCCAGCAAAGCGUUACGACAAUGUGACGAUCCUCUUCAGUGGAAUCGUGGGAUUCAAUGCAUUUUGCAGCAAACACGCUUCAGCAGAAGGAGCCAUCAAAAUUGUCAACCUGUUAAACGACCUAUACACGAGGUUUGACAUCUUGACAGACUCAAGGAAAAAUCCUUAUGUUUACAAGGUGGAGACUGUUGGUGAUAAAUACAUGACAGUGAGUGGCCUGCCAGAACCCUGUGUCCAUCAUGCACAAUCUAUAUGCCACCUCGCCCUGGACAUGAUGGAAAUAGCAGGACAAGUGAAAGUUGACAACGAACCAGUACAGAUAACUAUUGGGAUCCACACAGGAGAAGUGGUGACUGGGGUGAUAGGACAAAGAAUGCCCCGCUACUGCUUGUUUGGAAACACCGUCAACCUCACCAGUCGGACGGAAACCACAGGGGAAAAGGGAAGGAUCAAUGUUUCAGAGUACACAUACAGGUGUUUAUUAUCUGCCGAGAAUGCAGACCCUCAGUUUCAUCUUGAUUACAGGGGACCAGUAGCUAUGAAAGGAAGAAAAGAACCCAUGAAAGUCUGGUUCUUAACCAGAAAAUCAAGUGAGGAAGAGAUCUGAUCUGCAGCCCUUCGACAGUCGUUCUGUAUGGCAGUGUGGCGCGGCAGGUUAACUACACAAGAAAGAGACGUGUGGUAAUAUUUAAUUGGAGGGACUCAUGUAAAAUGUUACAAAUUUUAACUAGUGUGCUGAAGAUCAUUAUGCUUCAAAUAAAAUCAAAUAUAUUGCAUAUGUAGUAUACAAACACCUACUCCAAAAAAAUUUGUUGGGAUAGCAUGUGAAAUACUGAUAAAAACAAACAGGUGCGAUUUGUAAAUUUUUUUCACUCUGUGCUAUACUGAAAGCACUAAAGCAACACAAUAUUUGAUAUUUUACCUUGAGAAUAUAAUUUUCCUUUUAUUAUAAAGUUAUUUGAAAUCUGAUGACUGCAACAUGCUCCACAAGAGCGGGGACGGUCGAGUUUCUACUGCUGCUUAACAUCGCCGUUUCUUUUAAUAGCACUUAUUAAGUGUCUGCACUCCGAAGGCACAAGGUGGUUGAGUUUAGCAAGCCAAAUGUUCUCCCAUCUCCUCUUAUGCAGGUCUUCAGCUGCACUAUUGCAUGGGGUGUUCAUUGCCAUAUUUUACGCAAUUUUUUAAUUGACCACACAGGUCAGGACAGCAGGUAGUCCACUCUCAUACAUAUGCAGCCAUGCAUUUUUAAUGCAGUUAGAAUGUAUUUUGCUAUUGUCCUGCUGGAAGAUGUAGGAAAAGACAACAUCUGAAUUGCAGCAGGUGUUAUUCCAAAAUUUGCAAUAACGUUGCCCUUACAGAUGCCAUGGGCCUAGACCACCCUCCCAUACCAUGAUAGACGCUUGCUUUUGGACCUGACUCUAAUAAAAGCUUGGAUGGUCCUUUCACCCUUUGGCCCAGACCCCAUUUUGUUUUUUUCCGAACGUUAUUUGAAAUGUUGACUUGUUGGACCACAGAACGCAACUGCUCUGUGCUACUUUUACAUCUCAGAUUACCCUGAGUUCAGAGAAGUAGGUGAUGCUUGUGGACAGUGUUGAUAUAGGGAUUCUGCUCUUCAUUUUUAAAGCCUUAACGUGCAUCUAUGGUUGCAGUGGUGAUUGACAAAGGUUUACCAAUUCCAUGUCUUCAUGUCCAUUACAGACACAUGACGGUUGUUAGACAGGGAUGUCUGAGGGAUCAGAGAUCAUGUGCAUUGACAAGUGGUUUUCAGCCUUGCAUUUUACAC
This is a messenger RNA of Erpetoichthys calabaricus (reedfish), 3165 nucleotides long. It is a transcript of the gene gucy1b1, whose product is annotated as guanylate cyclase 1 soluble subunit beta 1. Lineage: Eukaryota; Metazoa; Chordata; Cladistia; Polypteriformes; Polypteridae. The transcript has 13 exons. The record is from RefSeq and is a predicted model, not a curated record. Gene Ontology annotation, biological process: response to oxygen levels; cGMP biosynthetic process. Gene Ontology annotation, cellular component: guanylate cyclase complex, soluble. Gene Ontology annotation, molecular function: guanylate cyclase activity; heme binding. The coding region runs from base 148 to 1989 and encodes 613 amino acids.